Molecule: messenger RNA, 1323 nt
Organism: Stereum hirsutum FP-91666 SS1
Lineage: Eukaryota; Fungi; Basidiomycota; Agaricomycetes; Russulales; Stereaceae
Exons: 6
Coding region: 213-1145 (310 amino acids)
Source: RefSeq, a predicted model, not a curated record
GGCCGUCAUGUCCGCCGGUCUCGUCAUGCUCUCCCAGGCUUGAGUACGGUAGUAUUUCAGACCCGAAGAACUCAGAGACACCCACUCUUUCCAUUCAGAGUGAUCUGAAGGCAUCACCAGGUGUUAUAGUCUGGGUUGAAGUGGCUUGAAUAUCACGCCGAUUCUCCUACACACAUUGUUCAACGUUCAGGUCUAGCACUGACUCGGAACUGAUGCCGAAUCCUGUCGCGGAAAAUGUAUUGGGUACGAUGGGCACAAUAUGCUGGUGCGGUCAGUUGCUACCCCAGGUGUGGAAGAGUUGGAGGACGAAGUCGACGAAGGGACUUUCACAUUGGCUGCCGUUGCUGUGGGCUAUCGCUGCCGUCCCAUUGGGGACAUACGUCAUCGUGCAAGACUUGAACAUCCCACUCAUCGUGCAGCCUCAGCUGUUCUCGUUUCUGUCGCUUGUUUCAUGGGCCCAAUGCCUGUAUUACGACAAGCAAUACUCUCGACGCUCAUGCAUCCUGAUCUUUCUUGGGAUGAUGAGUCUCGUGGCUGCACUCCAGACGGGCUUUGUCUAUGCUUUGAGACCGGCUUACCGUGCAGGUAAAGAGUCAGGCCAAAGGGGAGUACAGUUCUUCGGAAUCAUGAGCACUAUCCUGAUCAGUCUCGCUCUAUUGUAUGUUCGACCUCUUCCACCCUCUUCCUGGUUGCUCAUCUUUCGUACGGCUGGAAAAAGCCCACAGUACUACGAAAUAUACAAAUACAAAGCUGUCAUCGGCAUCUCUCUCAUUUUCAUGGCGGUCGACGCGCUUGGAGGACUCUUCUCCGACCUCUCACUCGCAUUCAAACAGGAUUUUGACGUCAUUGCCUGUGUUUCAUACUCUGCCGCUGCCUUCUUGGAUGUUAUCGUCAUCGUUUGCGCUUUGAUACUUAAUCCUCGCGCUCGCAAGCGUGAUCGGGUACGACAAGCCGCUCUCGCCGGCUCAACGAUGGACGAACCCAGAAAUUGCGGUGAUCACAAUGAUAAUAUCAAUAGAGAUAUUGAGCAAGAUGGACCUAUUCCGCUUACGGAUGCUGAAGCGCAGCAUCGAACUCGUAGGACUGAGUUGGGAGGGAUUGGCCAUGAUAUCGAAUCUACUGCUCCUGAGGCCCCGAAGGAGUAGGAAGUUAUGCAACGUGAAGUAAAGAAGCUCUGAUAUAGUUAUGGAAUAUCUAUCACCUCAAGACACAUCACCGAAUAGAUGCGUAUAGAUGCGUAUGGCCUCUUGAGCCUUUCACGCCACAUCUUUCUGGAUCUCAUGGAGUUAGAUAGAGCAUCCAGAAUUUAUAAUAUCACUUUCA